This is a messenger RNA of Emiliania huxleyi CCMP1516, 1167 nucleotides long. RefSeq lists its product as hypothetical. The record is from RefSeq and is a predicted model, not a curated record. Bases 1 to 1167 code for a protein of 388 amino acids. Lineage: Eukaryota; Haptophyta; Isochrysidales; Noelaerhabdaceae. Gene Ontology annotation, cellular component: Golgi membrane. Gene Ontology annotation, biological process: pyrimidine nucleotide-sugar transmembrane transport. Gene Ontology annotation, molecular function: pyrimidine nucleotide-sugar transmembrane transporter activity. The transcript has 3 exons.
AUGGGGAAGGGUGGUCACGGAGGUGGCGAGGAGCCGUCCUGCUCGCCCGCAGCGGCCGCUGUCUUCCUCAUUGCGCUCUUUGCCGGCACGUUCUGCACCAUUUUUUGCAAGGCAGCCAUGGGGCUCACCACCGAGGGCUUUACGGGUGAAAUGGAGGGCACGAAGUUCCCCGUCUUCUUCACGUUUGCCAUGUUCUUUGGCAUGACGAUGGCGCUGCCGGCGCACUUUAUUAACGAGUGCGUCAAGAGCAAGGACUCAUCAACGCCCCCCACGCCGGCGCUCGGGUUCAAGGGCGUUCUUCUGCUUGGGCUGCCCUCCGUGUUCGACCUGACGGCAACUGCUUUCACCACCAUCGGCCUCCUCCACAUCCCGGCCUCUAUCUGGCAGCUCCUGCGCGGCGGUGCGAUCGUGCUCGUUGCACUCAUGAAGAACUUUGUCCUCAACGAUCCGCUCAACAAGACCCAGUGGGCCGGUGUAAUGAUUAUCGCCGUUGCCAUCGCCAUUGUUGGCUACUCGUCCACGAUGGGCGGCAAGGCGCCCGAGGCGGAGGGCCGGAUGCUGUCCACCCUUGCGGGCGAUGGCAAGAACCCCGUCUUUGGCAUGGCCGUCACCGGGUUCGGCACCCUCAUGCAGUCCUUCCAGUAUGUGUACGAGGAGAAGGUGAUGGCAGAUAUGGACUGCCCGCCCCUCCUGCUGAUUGGCACCGAGGGAGCCUUUGGCUUUGUGCUGUGCGGCCUCGUCCUGUAUCCGAUCGCCUACGCGUUGCCCGGCUCGGACCACGGCUGCUACGAGAACCCCUUCAACACCUUCCACAAGGUGACGAAUGACGGGACCCUCUUGCUUUAUAUCUUCUGCUACACGGCCCUGAUCUUUGUGCUCAACUCCCUCUCGAUCGUCAUCACCUACAUGCUCUCCUCUGAGUGGACCUUUGCGAGCUACGUGCAGCUGGCCGGCACCAUCGUCCUCCUUUUCGGCACGGCGGUGUACAACGGCUCGGUCCCUUUGCCAGGCCUGGGAGACCCAGUCCCGCUCAAAGAGACGCUGCUUCCCUCGGGAGUCGCCAAAUCCUCCGCCGCGUCGCUGCGCCUCUCUGGCGCAUUCCAAAACAACUCAGCGCUGCUGCAGAAGACGGCGGCCAAGGAGGCCAAGCGGCUGAGCCAGCGCUGA